This is a messenger RNA of Propithecus coquereli (Coquerel's sifaka), 873 nucleotides long. RefSeq names its product histone H4. The record is from RefSeq and is a predicted model, not a curated record. Lineage: Eukaryota; Metazoa; Chordata; Mammalia; Primates; Indriidae. Gene Ontology annotation, cellular component: nucleosome. Bases 272 to 583 code for a protein of 103 amino acids. Gene Ontology annotation, biological process: nucleosome assembly. Gene Ontology annotation, molecular function: DNA binding; structural constituent of chromatin; protein heterodimerization activity. The transcript has a single exon.
GUGAUGACUCUUUCUUCAAAUUUAUGGCAAGAAUAGGCAAAGGCUUUUCCCAAAAAGUAAACAAAAAAAUCUGGCUUGUCAGCUUCUGCUCACUGAACUUACAACUGCAGGAAGGAAGCCUCCAGGGGAGGGGCCUAGAGCUCCCUCCACUUUCAUGAGGUUUUCAAACAGGUCCGCAUCAAGGGAAUAUAACAGGUCCCACAACGGCGUUUGAAAUUCAGAUUGCAGCUACCUGCUUGUUUCCUUGGUUGGAAGACGCUGUAACGCGAAAAUGUCUGGGCGAGGUAAAGGCGGCAAAGGGCUGGGUAAGGGGGGCGCCAAGCGCCACCGCAAAGUCCUACGGGACAAUAUUCAGGGCAUCACAAAACCCGCCAUUCGCCGUCUAGCCCGCCGUGGGGGCGUCAAGCGCAUCUCCGGGCUCAUCUACGAGGAGACCCGGGGAGUGCUCAAGGUCUUUCUGGAGAACGUGAUCCGGGACGCGGUGACUUACACGGAGCACGCCAAGCGCAAGACGGUCACGGCCAUGGACGUGGUGUACGCCCUGAAGCGGCAAGGGCGCACCCUGUACGGCUUCGGCGGCUGAGCGGGGCCUCCGUCUUCUCUCCGGACUCCAAAAGGCCCUUUUCAGGGCCUCCAAAAUAUCACGAGGAGAGCUGUUGACAUUUUGUAGCGUAGGACGCGUCAGAUCUUGAGUGUGGCCAGAACGGUGCCGUAGGCGAAGCGUUUCCCGUGCCACGAGCAGGACUGCGCGAAGGAAGCAGCGGCUCCGAAUGAGGCUUUGGGCUGGGGGCAGGGGGAGCAGCGCCGCCGCGUGCUUCGGAGGAGCUCGGGAAGCGCGGCGCAGGACGGUAGCGAUUGCCUUAGAGAGCGUCU